Leguminivora glycinivorella is the source of this 1462-nucleotide messenger RNA. It is a transcript of the gene RpIIIC53, whose product is annotated as DNA-directed RNA polymerase III subunit RPC4. NCBI's taxonomy places the organism in Eukaryota, Metazoa, Arthropoda, Insecta, Lepidoptera, Tortricidae. Gene Ontology annotation, biological process: transcription by RNA polymerase III. The record is from RefSeq and is a predicted model, not a curated record. The transcript has 9 exons. Gene Ontology annotation, cellular component: RNA polymerase III complex. Bases 82 to 1170 code for a protein of 362 amino acids. Gene Ontology annotation, molecular function: DNA binding.
UGACAGUGACAGCUCCAUUUUCUAAACAUUAGUGCAUGCUGUUGUAAAAACUAUUUACAUUUAUUUUAUUUAACUGCAAAAAUGUCUAAUAAUGGGGAAAAGUCUUCCACAACAAACGGCUUAGCUCCAGAUCCACAGCAGAGGCUGGCUUCAUUAAAACCAACGCGAGACCUUACCUUGGGCGGAGUAAAACCUAACAAAAAAGUGUUCACACCGAAUUUGAACGUGGCUAGGAACAAAAACAAGGGACCAAACUUAAACUCAGCUAGAGACCAAAAACGAGACGACAAAGGCAAGAGGGAUCGUAAAAACGACAAAAACAGGAAUAUUAAGAAUGGGCCAAAUGUUAUCAAAUCCUCUGGUGUCUUCUCUGAAGGAUUGGGAGCAGUGGAGAGGCAGUCAGGGCGCUUCGGGUCCUACGGCGGCCGGGACGGCGGAGGUGCGCCAGCCGCCACUCUUCAGAAACCUACUCUUAGAGUCAGAGACUUUGUCAAGGUAGACAAAGACCUGGAAGAGCAGAAAAUAAGAAGGGUGAUGGGCCAGGACAGUCCCGAGGACGAUGAAUACGAGGACUUGAAGCAGGUCGCUGAGAAAGAUGCGCCCAUCAAACUGCCUAUGGACACCGGAGCGUGGGCCCGCCCAAAGCCGGUGCAGGUUAAACAGGAGGUGGUCGUGAAGGCGGAACCCGGCGAGGAGGCGCCGCGCACCAUGGCGACCGUGCCCGCCCCGAUCGUGAAGAAAGAAGUGUUCGAAGAGAAUGACGUCGUCAACCUGCUCAAGAAUGACCAGCCCACGCUGAUAUUGUUGCAGUUACCAGACUCUCUUCCGGGCCGUGGCAGUGGCGGCGGGGAGCCGGAACCCUCCACCUCAGGAUCUGGAGACAACAAGGAAGAAGUGACACCAACCGACGGUAGAUGUCGCAUGAGCGACCUGGAGGAGGGCCGCGUUGGAAAACUGCGAGUGCACGCGUCUGGCCGCGUCACGCUGGCAUUGGGAGACACGAUCUUUGAGGUCAGCACGGGCACAAAGGCAGCGUUCUACCAGGAAGCGGUGUCCGUGGCUACGGACGACUCCUCGCGCUCCGCUAACCUGAUCUCUUUGGGACCGCUACUACACAAACUUAACCUCACACCGGAUUGGGAAGCCAUGUUCCAAGAUAUGCCAGUUUAAACUACUUUUCUAAACUUAAUACAGUGCUUGUCUUAUAUUAGCCAGGUCCACACAGAGCGAGGCAAGGUGCUCACGAGGCAAACGGCCAAUGUAGACGUGCCUCGGCCGAGCAAAAUGCAGGCGUGCCUCGGCCGAGGCACGUUUGCCUCGCGACGCGGGUCGACCUACGUGCCUCUGGCUAUAGCCAGGUUACGUCGCAAGGCAAUAUGCUCCCGCGGCAAUGGUCUAACGAGGCAGGUAGCUCGGCCGAGCCACGUCUAAAUAGCACGUUUGUCGCGUGAGGCAAUGAGGA